Molecule: messenger RNA, 1280 nt
Organism: Ornithodoros turicata
Lineage: Eukaryota; Metazoa; Arthropoda; Arachnida; Ixodida; Argasidae
Gene: mRpL3
Product: large ribosomal subunit protein uL3m-like
Exons: 1
Coding region: 30-1193 (387 amino acids)
Biological process (GO): translation
Cellular component (GO): ribosome; mitochondrial large ribosomal subunit
Molecular function (GO): structural constituent of ribosome
Source: RefSeq, a predicted model, not a curated record
CGAACGAUGGCGCUAGCGCCGUGAUAAAAAUGGCGCUCUCUAUUGCUUUUACGCAUGUGCGUAUAGUUAGUGGAAUUUUCAACGCAAAUGCGAAUAAAUUUGCCUCGUGCUUAGCCGUGGGGUGUGAUGUACAAUACCGAUGCAAGAGCACAACACCUAAACGCCGAAAAACCUAUCCUUUUCACUGGUGGCAACCGCGACGGCGGAAAGCGUACAUGGAGGAUCAUCUCACGAAAGGAAACAAGGAGUUCCUACAAGAAGUCGCGGAGAAGAAAUUUCUACAGCCCGGAGAGAGUCCCUUGAGAGAGGAACCGUGGGAAAAAGGACAGUGGACGCCAGAGUCUAUAAGGACGGGACUCAUCGCACGGAAGAUCGGCAUCUACCCCAUGUGGACAAACACCGGUAAACGCAUCCUCACAACGCUCCUCCAAGUCCUGGAUAACCAUGUCAUCCACUACACUCCCCCCGAAGUGUACGCGCAGACCCGAUUUGGCUUCAGGGCCAAAGGGCGCGGCGCAUUAGUUGUGGGAGCAAGCAGUGCAGACCCCGACAUCUUUAAAGCUCCAUACCUUAAAAUCUUCGAAGAGUCCGGAGUCAACCCCAAGCGUAAGCUAACCAGAUUCCUGAUCACGGACGACGCCAAGAUUCAGCCUGGCACCCCACUCACUGCCGCUCACUUUAGGCCCGGAGACUACGUCAACGUGUACGGCAAAACGAUCGGCCACGGCUUUCAAGGGGUCGUCAAACGGUGGAAAAUGAAAGGAGGUCCCGCCUCUCACGGGACGACGAAAGCACACCGAAGAUUGGGGGCCAUCGGGGGUCAGCGGGGCCUCAUACUGAAGGGGAAAAAGAUGCCGGGUCACAUGGGACAGGAGAGGAGGUUACUCUGUGGUUUGAAGGUGUGGCGGGUGAACACGAAGUACAACGUCAUCUGGGUUCAGGGACCGGCCGUUCCGGGGCACGUCCACCAUUACGUUCACAUCUACGACACACAGAUAGCGAAGAAGCGGCCGUCGGCGGAGAAUCCGCCGCCGUUCCCGACGUACUAUCCGGACCCGGACAACCCGUUGCCCGAAGAGUUGUACGACAAGGAGCUGCAGGUGUUCGACGCUCCCUCGAUCACGUUUGCGGACGAAGAAGUCACGGAGAAGAAAAAGUUAAAAGUCAAGGCAAAAGUGAAGGGAAGGCGAUAGACUAUACGUAGAGACAUAGUUGUAAAAUAUGCUGUUAGAACGAUCAGUCCUUGUGUGCCGUUUGAAUUAAAAUGUGUCAUGUUUGUA